Messenger RNA from Thamnophis elegans (Western terrestrial garter snake), 2641 nucleotides. RefSeq names its product chloride voltage-gated channel Ka (gene CLCNKA). The transcript is spliced from 19 exons. The record is from RefSeq and is a predicted model, not a curated record. Bases 426 to 2411 code for a protein of 661 amino acids. Gene Ontology annotation, molecular function: voltage-gated chloride channel activity. NCBI's taxonomy places the organism in Eukaryota, Metazoa, Chordata, Lepidosauria, Squamata, Natricidae. Gene Ontology annotation, biological process: chloride transport; transmembrane transport. Gene Ontology annotation, cellular component: membrane.
ACUGUGCAUUGUUGUCUGACUGUUGUCUGAAUUUCCUUUAGUGCCUGAGGCUCCCUCAGGCGAUAGAAAUGCCACCUUCCUAGAUCGGAGAGCUCUUGGACAAGGCAGGUGGAUCCUGUCGGAGGUUUGCCCCUUUUGGUGGCUGCUGUCAGUGGAGCGUCUUCCCUUUGCAGGGUGACCAGGAUUGUCUUGAGAGUGGGGAUCCGGGUGCGCCUUCCUCUUCAUUUCACCUGUUCAGAACUUCUGCAUUUCAGGGGGGGAAAGGGGCCUCCUUGUUGGGUCACUCCUGCAGCCAAGAUCCAGACAAGCAGUAGCAGGAGGCCUUUAGGGACUCCAUCCGCCUUGGGGCUUGCAAACAGACAGCUCAGAUCCUCCUCCUCCUCCUCUUGGGCUGCAUCCAGCGUUUCCAUUCCCAGCCUCGGGGCAUGGCUGCUGAGAGGGCAGAGAAAGCCAGCGGGGAGAAAGAGAGAGCCGAGAACAAGGAGGAGGAAGAGGAGGCCAAUGUGUUCCUGCCUUGGGAAGACAACUGGAGACCCUGGCCAAAAGCCCGGCGCAAGGUGCACGGUUGCCUGGGGUGCCUCAAGCGGCAGCUCUUCCGAGUCGGGGACGAUUGGUAUUACCUCUUUGCCCUGGGCGUCAUCAUGGCGCUGCUCAGCUUCGCCAUGGACUUCACCGUCUCCAGAGUUGCCAGAGGCUCUGGCAUCCCCGAACUCAAGACCAUCCUGACUGGCGUCAUCCUGGAGGAGUACUUGGCCAUGGAGAACUUUGGGGCGAAAGUCGUGGGGCUGACCUGCACACUUGCCUGCGGGAGCACCAUCUUCCUCGGGAAAGUGGGACCCUUUGUUCACCUCUCCAGCAUAAUUGCCGCCUACCUGGGCAAGAUCCGGACCAGCAUUUCUGGGGAAUACGAGAAUAAAAGCAAGCAGAACGAGAUGCUGGUGGCAGGAGCGGCCGUGGGUGUGGCAACUGUCUUUGGGGCACCCAUCAGCGGGGUCCUCUUCAGCAUCGAGGUCGUAUCCUCCCACUUUGCCGUCCGGGAUUACUGGAGGGGCUUCUUCUCGGCCACUUGUGGCGCCUUCAUGUUCCGCCUGUUGGCUGUUUUCAACAGUGAACAAGAAACCAUCACAGCCCUCUUCAAGACCAGUUUCAAAAUUGAUUUCCCCUUUGAUCUGCCGGAGACUGUUUUCUUCACAUUCCUCGGCGUGAUCUGUGGCGUGCUGAGCUGUGCGUACCUCUUCUGCCAGCGCUGGUUCCUGGGCUAUGUCCGGAGGAACUGCUUCACGGCCAGGCUGCUGGCCACCGAGAAACCCCUCUAUUCGGUGCUGGUGGCCUUCCUGCUGUCCUCCAUCACCUUCCCCCUUAGCCUGGGACAAUUCAUGGCCUCCAGGCUGAGCAUGAAGGAUCUGCUCACCUCCUUGCUCGAUAACCGCACCUGGAGUGUCCUCUCCCAGAACGUGUCCCUUGACAGGCCUCCCCAGGUGGACCCCCUCAACCUAUGGCAGGAGUGGUGGCACCCCGACAUCUCCAUCUUCGGCACGCUGUCUAUCUUCCUGGUGAUGAAGUUCUGGAUGCUGAUCUUGGCCACCACCAUGCCUAUGCCCGCUGGGUACUUCAUGCCUGUCUUCAUUUACGGAGCUGCCAUCGGGCGAUUGGUGGGUGAAGCCACAGCCCUCCUCUUCCCCAUGGGCAUCACUGCGGGGGGCCCUCCUAGCCCCAUUAUCCCUGGGGCGUAUGCACUGGCAGGGGCUGCUGCCUUCUCUGGCUCGGUCACCCACACCCUUUCCACCGCCUUGCUGGCCUUUGAGAUGACUGGGCAGAUUGCCCACAUCCUGCCUGUGCUGCUGGCCGUCCUGGUGGCCAACGCCAUCGCCCAGAAGUUCCAGCCUUCCUUCUACGAUGGCACCAUCCUUGUCAAGAAGCUACCGUACCUUCCUCGCAUCCGCAGCAGGCAUAUCGAGUCCUACCUGGUCACCACCCAGGAGUUCAUGAAUACAGAUUUCGUCAUCCUGCCCCAGGAAGCCUCCUUCCAUGACAUCCUCCAGGUGGUUACCAUGACGGAUGCCCAGGAGUAUCCGGUGGUCGACAAUGCUGAGUCUCAGAUGCUGCUGGGGGUGAUCCAGCGGUCCAGUCUCAUCCAGUUUCUCCAGAGCCACGAAGACUCCAGUCUGCCACAGGAGGAGACGGGGAAAGAGUUUACCUCGGGCCAGACUUUAAAAGAAGGCUGCAUGAUCAAUCCUGUCACCCUGCAGCUCUCCCCAUGGACAUCCCUGCACCAGGCCCACAACCUCUUUGAGAUGCUGAACCUGCAGCGGGCUUUUGUCACACAGCUGGGGAAAGUGGUAGGAAUCGUGACCAGGAGGGAGCUCAGGAAAGCCAUCGAAGAGCUGGCCAACCCCAAAGCCGGUCGAUAGCAGAAGCCCAUGGGAGGGAGAGCGCUGGAGAUGUAGAAGCCGAGGUGCAACCCGAGAUCAUCCUAGCUGUGGUUUCAGCAACGGGCCUUUAAAUUAUGUUUCACCCUGUAAGAUUUGUCACCUGCUCCUCGCCGUUUUGGCUUUCUUUUCUUCAUGCUAAGCUCCCCACCCGAUUGUAUGUUGCUUUCACAGUGCACAGUCUCUCAAUGUAUCAUUGGCCAUUGUCCUGA